Messenger RNA from Teleopsis dalmanni, 1458 nucleotides. Its product is annotated as GATA zinc finger domain-containing protein 6-like. The coding region runs from base 1 to 1458 and encodes 485 amino acids. The record is from RefSeq and is a predicted model, not a curated record. Lineage: Eukaryota; Metazoa; Arthropoda; Insecta; Diptera; Diopsidae. The transcript has 3 exons.
AUGCCUCAACGAAUUCCUAAAGUGCCACUACGAAUUCCUAAAGUGCCACUACGAAUUCCUAAAAUACCUCUUAAAAUCCGACAUAAGUACAUAAAUUUUGAACACUUUACUGGCGGUACUUAUUAUCAUCAUCUAUUAAAACGUACAUAUGACAAAAAAAGCGUCACAACGGAUAGGUCAAAAAAUCAACAGGUGGUGCCACCUCAAGGUGUGGGCACAACCACGCCAACAACACAAUCAACACUAUCUGCCGCAGUCAGCAACAUUAUCAAUAGCUCACUUGCCAACAGCAACAGUGAAAAUUUUCGCAACAAACUACCAUCCAUAUCAAUCAUACCGUUGCCGACAUCAGCGCCAAUAACAGCAACAACAACAGCCACAGCAGUAUCGAGUGUUGCGACAGUAGCAGCGACAGCAACAACAAUUGCCACCACAGCCAACAUAGUGCGAACUAUAACUACUUCUAACAAGGCUACAUCGCCACCGCUGCUCUUUACCACCGCCGCCGCUGCAACAGCAACAACAAAACCAUUAUCAACCGCAUUUCUACGUAACGUACAGAAUUACGCACAGUUGCAACAGCGGCCACAAUUGCAGCAUCAAUAUCAGCAGACGGAUAAGUGCACAAUACUAAAGUUCGAUGUGAUACGUAAGACGGCAACCGGUGAAGAAUUGCUGCUGGCAACAACAUCGACCAACGCUGCUUCGCCUUCAACAAGCACUGAAGCAAUAUUAAUUCCUGCCGGUGCAGUACAAAUCGAACAGCAAAUAAAUAGCAAUCAGGAACAGCUAACAGAUAUUGAUGGCGUUGUACAAGCAUUUCAUGCAGGUGUACAACAGCAACAGCAGCAACAACAACAACAGCAGCAAUCGCAGCAACAAAUUAUAAGUCAUCAACCAAUCAUUGUGAAGAUAGAACCUACACAGGCUUUCCAUAUUGUUGAUGAUAAAGACACGCGUGUGCUUAGUUUACCUUUAACCGAAGGUGAUAAGAUCGGUGCUAGCUGGAUUGAUAUUAAAGAUAUUGCUGGUCUGCAAACAACACAAGCCACAUUGGUGGAUGUCUGUUUUGAUGCCGCCACAACAGCACUGAGCAACUCAACAGGGACAGCAACAACAACAGCAACAAAUACAACUUUAAGUGCAACUGAUGUAUGCAAUACUGAAGACGCACCACCGGCUAAGAAACGACUUACAUUAUCUAAGCAAAAUUCAUGUGAGACGAGGUCACCACCAGCGACAGCAACAGUCACUACAACAGGUUCUUUAACUGCAACAACUCGUUCUUCAACAGCCGAACGUCAGAUAACAGCACAAACAUCGACAAUGCAACAAAAAAACACUGUUGCAACGAUUGCUUCAGAAGCUUCAACCACCAGAGAUACACACUUCAGUGGACCCAGCAUUAGUGGUGCAAUGACGGAAGAUCAACAUUAUAUUAAAUACACUCUUAUAUAA